Molecule: messenger RNA, 8978 nt
Organism: Salvelinus fontinalis (brook trout)
Lineage: Eukaryota; Metazoa; Chordata; Actinopteri; Salmoniformes; Salmonidae
Product: unconventional myosin-XVIIIa-like
Exons: 43
Coding region: 300-6557 (2085 amino acids)
Cellular component (GO): myosin complex
Molecular function (GO): cytoskeletal motor activity; protein binding; ATP binding
Source: RefSeq, a predicted model, not a curated record
CUAAUCCUAUACAGUCAACGCAGCUGCUUUCUAGUGCGAGCUGCACCCAUCAAUAUAGCUCCCUCGGAUUCGAAAGCACCAGUGUCAACCCACCGACACAGAGCAGAGGAAGAACACACACAAACGGGCAUUUGAACUAGUGGCAGCUUAACUCCUUUUUGGAGGUUACGAAAGACUGGACCCAACCCCCCCCCAAAACUGGACCUCUGCCUCUGUAUGGAAAAAUCCCCCUUGCCUGAGAAAACAGGAGCCAAACCGGUAGGACCCACUGUGUUGAGCAACACAGAAGGCACAGCACCAUGUUCAGUCUGAUCAAAAAGGAGAAGGAUGGAGGGAAGAAAGAGAAGGAUAAGAAGGACAAGAAGGAGAGGAUGUCUGCGGCGGAGCUGCGCAGCCUAGAGGAGAUGAGCAUGAGGCGUGGCUUCUUCAACCUCAAGAGAGAGUCCAAGCGGGAUUCCAAGAACAAGCUGGAGAUCUCCAACCCCAUCCCCAUCAAGGUGGCCAGCAGCCACGAGCUCAGCCUCACUGACAUCGAGUCAGACGGCCUGAGCAACCGUAGUAGCAUGGUGCUGGACGCAGACGGCCUGAGCGCUGCCAGCUCCACCGAUGACCUGAAGGGCGAGGGGGGCGGCGGUCUGGACAAGGACCGGGGCUCGGUGCGAGACCGCGUGGCCCACUUCGGCUCGAUGGCCAAGCACAACUCCUCUCAGGUCAUGAAGCGCUUCUCAUUCUCCCAGAGGAGCAAAGAGGAGAGCCCCUCGGAGACCUCCACGCUCUCGGGACAGAACUCAGCCGCUCCGUCCCCGCAGGUGGAGAACAAGGUGUUCGACCCGCAGAGUAAGCACAGCCUCCAGCAGCAGAAGCUGGGGGUGGGGGUCGGGGUGGGGGUUGGGCCAGCACCUUGGCCAGUGCCGGUCAAGAAGGCUCGCAUCCCUGAGGUGGUGGACAAGACCUUCCCUGCUGACCUGAGGCUCCCGGUUGUCAUCCCUCCACAGUCUCCGGAGCCACGGGAGCUGGAGCUCCAGCGCCGCAACACGGGUGACUUCGGUUUCUCCCUGCGCCGCACCACCAUGUUGGACCGCGGGGCCGACGGAGGGGUCUACCGGAGGGUGGUGCACUUCGCAGAGCCCGGGGCCGGCACUAAGGACCUGGCCCUGGGGCUGGUGCCGGGAGACCGUCUGGUGGAGAUCAACGGGGGAAACGUGGAGAACAAGACCAGGGACGAGAUUGUGGAGAUGAUCCGUCAGUCUGGGGACACGGUGAGGCUGAAGGUGCAGCCCAUCCUGGAGCUGAGUGAGCUGAGCCGCUGCUGGCUGAGAAACACAGACGGCCAGCGCCGAGAGGCCCAGGAUGGACAGGUGGACGAGGACCCUGUGGCCAUCCUUCAGGCGUCUCACGCCGCUGCCCAACAACCCAAGGUGAAGACAGAGGAGCAGAUAGCCACAGAGCAGGCAUGGUACGGCUCAGAGAAGGUCUGGCUGGUCCACAAGGAUGGCUUCUCCCUGGCGACACUGCUGAAGACUGAGGCGGGCUCUCUGCCGGAGGGGAAGGUGAAGAUCAAACUGGAACAUGACGGGACAAUACUGGACGUAGAUGAGGAUGACGUGGAGAAGGCGAAUCCCCCGUCGUUUGACCGCUCUGAGGACCUGGCCUCGCUGCAGUACCUCAAUGAGUCCAGUGUGAUGCACUCCCUGCGGCAGCGCUAUGGGGGAAACCUCAUCCACACACACGCCGGGCCCAACAUGGUCAUCAUCAAUCCCCUCAGCGCUCCCUCCAUGUACUCAGAGAAGGUGAUGCACAUGUUUAAGGGGUGCAGGAGAGAGGACACGGCACCUCACAUCUACGCGGUGGCCCAGUCGGCCUACAGGAACCUGUUGACCACGCGUCAGGACCAGUCCAUCGUGCUGCUGGGGAAGAGCGGCAGCGGCAAGACCACCAACUGUCAACACCUGGUCCAGUACCUGGUCUCCAUCGCUGGCAGCACCGGAAAGAUCUUCUCUGGAGAGAAGUGGCAGGCAGUAUACACCAUCCUGGAAGCAUUUGGGAACAGCUCCACCUCCAUGAACACCAACGCCAGCCGCUUCUCUCAGAUUGUCUCUCUGGACUUCGACCAGGCUGGCCAGGUGGCCUCCGCAUCCAUACAGACCAUGCUGCUUGAGAAGCUGAGAGUGGCCAAACGGCCAGAGACUGAGUCCACCUUCAACGUCUUCUACUACAUGAUGUCCGGAGCUGACAGCACUCUCAGAACGGAGCUACACUUUAACCACUUUGCAGACAACAGCGCCUUCGGAAUUGCGCCUCAGUCUAAACCGGAGGACAAACAGAAGUCAUCUCAGCAGUUCACCAAGCUGCAGGCAGCCAUGAAGGUGCUGGGCAUCUCAGUGGAGGAGCAGAGGGCUCUGUGGCUCAUCUUGGGGGCCAUCUACCACCUGGGGGCAGCAGGGGCCACCAAAGAGGCUGACGAAGCUGGCCGUAAGCAGUUUGCCCGUCAUGAGUGGGCCCAGAAGGCAGCCUACCUGCUGGGCUGCACCUUGGAGGAGCUCUCCUCUUCCAUCUUCAAGCACCAGGCCAAGGGGCCCAUGCAGAGGUCCACCUCCUUCCGUGGGGGGCCCGACGAGGCCGGCGCAGGAGACAGCUCAGGCUCUAAGAUCACAGCCCUGGAUUGUUUGGAGGCCAUGGCUUCAGGCCUGUACUCAGAGCUCUUCACCCUCGUUAUCUCCCUUGUCAACAGAGCUCUGAAGUCCAGUCAGCACUCACUGUGCUCUCUGCUCAUCGUGGACACACCGGGUUUCCAGAACCCUCGCAUGGCCAAGCGCCAGCGCGGUGCCACCUUCGAGGAGCUGUGCCACAACUACGCCCAGGAACGCCUGCAGACCCUGUUCCACGAACGCACCUUUGUACAGGAGCUGGAGAGAUAUAAGGAGGAAAACAUAGAGCUUGCAUUAGAUGACAUAGAGUCCAGUACCUCAAUGUCUGUAGCAGCUAUAGACCAAGCAUCUACUCAAGCGCUGGUGCGCACCCUGGCGAGGACAGAUGAGGCUCGAGGUCUGCUGUGGCUGAUGGAGGAGGAGGCUGUGCAGCCAGGGGGCUCUGAGGACACUCUGCUGGAGAGACUCUUCAGUUACUACGGCCCUGACCAGGGGGACAACAAAGGACACGCUCUGCUCCUGAAGAGCGACAAGCCGCAUCACUUCCUGUUGGGCCACAGCCACGGGACAGACUGGGUGGAGUACGAUGCUCAGGGUUGGCUGAGCCACGCCAAGCAGAACCCCGCCUCCCAGAACGCUGCCACUCUGCUGCAGGACUCACAGAAGAAGAACAUCAGCAGUCUGUUCUCUAGUCGUAGUGGAGGGCCCACAGUGCUGUCUGGCUCUAUCGCAGGGUUGGAGGGGGGAUCUCAGCUGGCCCUCCGCAGAGCCACUAGCAUGAGGAAGACCUUCACAACCGGCAUGGCCGCCGUGAAGAAGAAGAGCCUCUGCAUCCAGAUCAAACUGCAAGUGGAUGCUCUGCUGGACACGGUACGCAGGUCCAGAGUUCACUUUGUCCACUGCCUACUGCCCAAGGCAGAUGCGGUGGGGGUGGGUGGGGAGCCGCGCGUGGCCCACGGAGAAAGCUGCGACUCAGGCCUCAUGCAGCUGGAUGUGGGCCUUCUGAGGGCUCAGCUCCGUGGAUCAAAGCUUAUUGACGCUCUGCGCAUCUACAGGCAAGGAUAUCCUGAUCACAUGGUGUUCUCUGAAUUCCGUCGCCGCUUCGAUGUGCUGGCACCCCACCUGACCAAAAAGCACGGGCGCCACUACAUCGUCACAGAUGAGAAGCGGGCUGUGGAGGAGCUGUUGGAGUCUCUGGACUUGGAGAACAGCAGUUACCACAUGGGCCUGAGCAGGGUGUUCUUCAGAGCUGGGACCCUGGCCAAACUGGAGGAGCAGAGGGACGUCCAGACCAGACGCAACAUCACCAUGUUCCAGGCUGCCUGCAGAGGAUAUCUGGCCAGACAGGCCUUCAAGAAGAGGAAGAUCCAGGACCUGGCUAUCCGCUGCAUCCAGAAGAACAUCAAGAAGAACAAGGGCGUGAAGGGCUGGGCCUGGUGGAAGGUGUUCACCACAGUACGCCCCCUUAUAGAGGUCCAGCUCACAGAGGAGCAGAUACGUGGCAAAGACGAGGAGAUCCAGCAGCUGAAAGGGAGGCUGGAGAAGGUGGAGAAGGAGAGGAACGAGCUGAGACUCAACAGUGACCGCCUGGAGAGCCGGAUCACAGAGCUGUCGUCGGAGCUGGCAGACGAGAGGAACACAGGAGAGUCGGCCUCUCAGCUGCUGGAGUCUGAGACCUCAGAGAGACUGAGACUGGAGAAAGACAUGAAGGACCUGCAGACUAAGUUUGACUCGAUGAAGAAGUCUAUGGACUCUAUGGAGAUGGAGGUGAUGGAGACCAGACUCCUCAGAGCCUCCGAGCUCAACGGAGAGAUGGACGACGAUGACACAGGGGGAGAGUGGAGACUGAAGUAUGAGAGGGCCAUCAGAGAGAUCGAGUUCACCAAGAAGAGGCUCCAGCAGGAGUUUGAUGACAAGCUGGAGAUGGAGCAGCAGAACAAACGACAGCUGGAGAGGAGGCUAAGUGACCUCCAGGCAGACAAUGAAGAGGUGCAGCGUACGGCCCAGCAGCUGAAGAAGAAGUGUCAGAGAUUGACGGCUGAGCUACAGGACACCAAGCUACAUCUGGAAGGCCAGCAGAGCCGCAACCAUGACCUGGAGAAGAAACAGAGGAAGUUUGACUCAGAGCAGAACCUGUCUCAGGAGGAGGUUCAGAGGGAGAAGAAUAUUAGAGAGAUGCUGAGCAGAGAGAAGGACAUGCUGACUGGAGAGGUGUUCACCCUGCGACAGCAACUGCAGGACAAGGACCUGGAGAUGUGUGCGCAAAAUGUGAAGUUAGAACAGCUGGAGGCGGAGCUGCUGGACCUGUCGUCCCAGGAGACCAAGGAUGAGGCGUCGCUGUCCAAGGUGAAGAAGACGAUGCGUGACCUGGAGGCCAAGGUCAAAGACCAGGAAGAGGAGCUGGAUGAACAGGCCGGAACUAUACAGAUGCUGGAGCAGGCUAAGCUGCGUCUGGAGAUGGAGACAGAGAGACUGCGCCAGACACACUCCAAGGAGAUUGAAAGUAAAGACGAGGAGGUGGAGGAGAUCAGACAGUCCUGCAGUAAGAAGCUGAAGCAGAUAGAAGUCAGGCUGGAGGAGGAGUAUGAUGACAAACAGAAGGUUCUGCGUGAAAGGAGAGAACUGGAGACCAAGCUGCUGUCUUCCCAGGACCAGGUGAACCCCAGAGACGUGGAGUCAGAGAAGAGGCUGAGGAAGGAUCUGAAGCGAACCAAGGCCCUGCUGGCUGAUGCCCAGAUCAUGCUGGACCACAUGAAGAACAACGCCCCCAGCAAGAGAGAGAUUGCCCAGCUCAAAAACCAGCUGGAGGAGUCAGAGUUCACUUGCACGGCAGCAGUGAAGGCCCGUAAAUCUAUGGAGGUGGAGAUUGAGGACUUGCAUGUGCAGAUGGACGACAUCUCCAAAGCCAAACAGGCUCUGGAGGAGCAGUUGAGCAGGCUGCAGAGAGAGAAGAAUGAUCUGCAGUCUCGUAUGGAGGAGGACCAGGAGGAUAUGAACGAGCUCAUGAAGAAGCACAAGUCAGCUGUCUCCCAGUCAACUCAGAACCUAGCCCAGAUCUCUGACCUACAAGCCCAGCUGGAGGAGGCCCUCAAGCAGAAGCAGGAUGUCCAGGAGAAGCUCUCAGCACUGCAGAGCCAGCUGGAGUUCCAGGAGACUUCUAUGGUGGAGAAGUCUCUGGUCAGCAGGCAGGAGGCCAAGAUCCGAGAGAUGGAGACCAAGAUGGAAUUUGAGAAGACGCAGGUCAAACGCUUGGAGAGCCUGGUGGCCCGUCUGAAGGAGAACCUUGAGAAGCUAACAGAGGAGCGGGAUCACCGCAGCACCAGCGAGACCCGGGAGAAGGAGCAGAACAAGCGGCUCCAGAGACAGAUCAGAGAUGUCAAGGAGGAGAUGGGAGAGCUGGCCAAGAAGGAGGGAGAGGCCAGCCGCAAGAAACAUGAGCUGGAAAUGGAUAUUGAAAGCUUGGAGGCAGCCAAUCAGAGCCUGCAGGCGGACCUUAAACUAGCCUUCAAGAGGAUUGGUGACCUCCAGGCUGCCAUCGAAGAUGAGAUGGAGAGUGACGACAACGAGGACCUCAUUAACAGUUUACAAGACAUGGUGACAAAGUAUCAGAAAAGAAGGAACAAAACUGAGGGAGACUCAUCUGACUCGGAGGUGGAAGACCGUGUGGACGGGGUCAAGUCCUGGCUGUCCAAAAACAAAGGCUCGACCAAGAACCUCUCAGAUGACGGCAGCCUCAAGAGUGCCAGAUUUGCCGUAAACGUAGACGCAGAGGAAGGGAAAGAGUGGAAAGAGGUCCUCCUAGCCGAAGACGGUUCUGCUUUGACAAAUCUGACGAAGAAGAGGUUGAAAAAGAAGGUGGUGCGUCCCGAGGGUCCUACCGCUCCAGAAACACACGGGGCAGCUACCUGAACAACAGUGACAGCGAAGACAAGCCCUCUGAGACAACAUAGUUCACACACACACACCAGCCAACAAACCCUGCAUGUUGAGAGGGCCCCUGUGGUGCUGUCAUCACACACAACCACUCUACUGUUCUUCUAACCCUGCAACAUGGCAAUGAUACUAUUACUAUCAUUAUUAUUCUACUGUUACAAAGCAGCUUGCAUUGCUAAGGUCUAGAGAAGGUGCCAUAGUACGUCAGUGUACAGUACACAACACUAAUGGUUUCUCUCGCACUCCACUGGGCCAACCAUCUCUUAGUGUAUUUCACCAGUCACAUGUGACAAUGUCUCCAUCUUGGAUCUGGCCCCUCCAGUUGAACAGCACCUCCAUUAAUAAUGGCUUGUAUCUCCUGUCUCUGCUGGCUGCAUGAGGACAGCUGCUGCUUGGCUGGCGCCAUCGUCUCCUACUUCCUAGACUCUGUCAUCGUCAUCAUGGUUGUAACUGAGCCAAAGAACUAGCUAUGUUCCCUUGUGUUUUAUCACUGCAUCGGGGGACUAGAAAGACAAAAAAUCUAACAAAAAAAAGAUGGAGGAAAUAAGUACCAAAAAAAGCCUUUGUUGCAAGUAGAUGUGUACACUGUGUUAUUGCUUAUCAAGUAUAUGUGUACACUGUGUUAUUGCUUAUCAAGUAUAUGUGUACACUGUGUUAUUGCUUAUCUGAGUCCUGGUAAAAAGACCAGAGUUUUUUGGGGGGAGAAGUGCCGUUGAUAUACAGUACAUAGGGUCCUCUGCAGCUGUGCUUAGAUUCUGGCUGCAGCGCCGCGCCACCCCCUGAAAGAAGACGCUUUCAUCGGCUCAUCUGCUUGUUUUCUAUUGCUUGUUUGAGCAGGAGAAUAAUGUUUCCUAACAGGAAGACAACAGAAGAGAGCUGCAGCACCAAACUGCUUUGUGAUGAAAGUUUAGCCCUUCUCUUCUUUUUUCUUUUUGUUUUGAUGUUUGAAAGAAGAUCAUUUGUUUUCGAGAGUCCUGCCAUCAAGAAAAUGAAUUUCCAGGAGGUUGGAGCGUAGCAUACCCUAUGAAAUGCCUUGCCUUUUAUUUCAACUUGAAUUGAACUAAGUACUUUGCAGAAAUGCUUUUGGGGUGAGAGUCUUUGGCUCAGCUGUUUUUUUUCUUCUCUCUGUCGUUGUGGUUGUUGUUCUCAUGCUUUUCACUCGUUUUCUCUCCAUUUGAUGUUUGCUUUCCAAAGGGAACGAUAUUGAACACCAUGCUUUAUGAUGGUUUGCCUUUAGUUUAUAUCUCCUUCAACACCCACAUGUUUUCUUUUUCUGAUAAACCAUACUGGAUUACACAUGGUGAGGAUUUGGGGUCCUCAACCCACAUGGUAAAUCCUUCUGUGUUCCAUCAUCACUCUGUAAACUGGAUAUAAUACAUUCAAAUCCUUUUCAGUGUCUCUGAAGCCUAUUUGUCAUGUAGGAUUCAUCAGUAUUCUGUCCUGAACCAAUGCUACUGUUCAUAACAGAGCAGCAGUUUAACCAGGAAGAUAUUAAAGACCCAUGCUUUUACGGUUGCUUGGUGUUACAUUGAACCCUUCGGCUGUCUCUUUAGUAUUUAUGAAUUAGCGUUAAUGAAUUGAGCAGGCCUGCCAAAAUGUGUAUUAUCCACCUGUACAUGGCAAGUGGGGCUGACAGGAUUGUGUUGAUACUUUGCGUGACGGGAGAAGUUUGGUGCGUUUGUAUUAUACAUGCUUUUUAAAGACAGAUUUAACACCUUUUUCCUCUAUGCCAGGGUUUCCCAAACUCUGUCUUGGGGCCUGCCAGGGUUUACGUUUUGGUAUUUGCCUGGGCACUACACAGCUGAUUCAAAUAAUCAAAGCUUGAUGAUGAGAUGAUUAUUUGAAUCAGCUGUGUAGUGCUAGGGCAAAAAAGAAAGCGUGCACCUAGGGGGGCACCAGGACCAAGUUUGGGAAACCCUGCUCUAUGCAGUCAACAUGAGUUUUAAAAGGAAUUGUAAACUGUUUUAUGAUCUCGUUUUAUGAUACUCUUAAACCUGAGUCAUCAUAAAAACACCAGGCAAACAAAGAAAUAAGCCAACAUAACAUUGCUGACUGUACACAUUAAUAUUUAUAUAAAUAUCUGUACUGAUUCAUGCUAGCUUUCAAAAUAGUAUAUUUUUAUUUUCGUUAUUGAACAAAAUGACCACUUAUUAUGAGUAAUUUUGGUUUACAGUUUAAUAUAUUGUAAAUAAAUGAUGACUCAGACUGUAAUUUUAUUUUCUCUGUGGGUUUUUGUUUGACAUUUUCUGCAUUGGUGUUUCAGCCUCCAAGCUCCUAUCUGUCUUUUCAGACUUAAAUAUGCACAUUAGAAAAUAGUCUCCCACUUAACAUUUCUGGAGGGCAUACUGUGGUAUUUUUUUUAAUGAAAGGCAAAUAAAAAUAAAUUCUGUUCUCUGA